Molecule: messenger RNA, 2627 nt
Organism: Solanum dulcamara
Lineage: Eukaryota; Viridiplantae; Streptophyta; Magnoliopsida; Solanales; Solanaceae
Product: pentatricopeptide repeat-containing protein At5g12100, mitochondrial
Exons: 1
Coding region: 48-2471 (807 amino acids)
Molecular function (GO): protein binding
Source: RefSeq, a predicted model, not a curated record
GUAAAACUACAUUCUACAAGCACAAAGAAUUUUCACAGUGAGCCAAUAUGCUUAAGCUUCAUCGGUCUUUCAAAGUUGCCGGCGCCGGUAAUCACCCUUUCGCCGGAAAAUUCUUCCGUUCAACUCCAUUUCUACACCUAGAAGAAAUCAAUUCAAUCAACAAUGAAAACCCCACAAAUUCUUCAACCCAAAAUCUUGAAGAACAGCUCCGGCAGCUCAGGAUUCUACUUCAACAGCAUCGUAUUGAAAAUGCAAAAGGAAUUUUGGGUACCCUUAUUCAUACAAGUUCAGUUUCUCAACUUUAUACUCUCUUUUCACCUUCCCCUGCAAAACCCCUUUUCUCAGAUUUGCUAUUUUCACUGUAUUUAGAGUCAAAACUCAUUAACCAAGCUGAAGAGCUUUAUUCAUUAUUAAGGGAUGAUAAAAAGUUUCCACCUUUAUCAUCUUUCAAUGUGUUUCUUGAAUCUUUGAAUAGUUUAAAGCAGUAUAAAAAGACCCUUGAAGUUUUUUCUGAUGUAAUGAAUUGGGGUAUAAGGGUUGAUAAGAUUAGUUAUGGAAAAGCUAUAAUGUCGGCGGUGAAGUUAGGGGAUUUGGGUAAGGCUUUGGAGCUGAUAGAUUGUAUGAGAAAUGGUAGGGUGGGUAUGGACAAGUUUGUGUACAAUGUAGUGAUGGGUGGGUUGUGUAAAGAGAAGAGAGUUGUGGAAGCGCGGAAACUGUUUGAUGAAAUGCUUGAGAGAAGAGUGGCGCGGAGUAUAGUGACGUAUAAUAUUCUUAUGGAUGGUUAUUGUAAGAUGGGGAGGGUAGAGGAGGCUUUUAAGUUGAGGGAAAAGAUGAAGAAUGAUAAUGUGGAGCCUAAUAUGGUGACAUUUAAUACGUUGCUUAGUGGACUUUGCAAGUCGGGGAAGAUGGAGGAAGCUAAUUGUGUAGUGGAGGAAAUGAAGGGUUAUGGAUUUGUACCUGAUGGAUUUACUUUUAGUAUACUUUUCGAUGGGCUUUCGCGAUGUGAUGAUGUUAAUUCCUCGUUAGCAUUGUAUGAAGAAGUUGUUAAGACAGGGGUGAAGUUGAAUGAGUACACGAGUAGUGUUUUGUUGAAUGGAUUGUGCAAGAAAGGGAGGACGGAUAAGGCUGCAGAGAUUUUGAAGAAGAUGAUGGAAAAUGGGCUUAUUCCUACAGAUGUGUUGUUUAAUACCAUUUUGAGUGGCUAUUGCAAAGAAGGCAAUAUGGAGAAGGCUUAUUCAACUGUUGACGAUAUGGAAAUUACUGGGGUGAAGCCGAGUUGUGUCACAUUUAAUACUCUGAUCACGAAAUUCUGUGAAUUGGGUAUGAUGGAAGAGGCAAACGAGUGGUUAAGGAAAAUGCUUGAGAAGCCAGUUUCCCCGAAUGUUCAGACGUAUAACAUCUUAAUUGAUGGAUAUGGGCGCAAGCGGGAAUUCGUAAGGUGUUUUGAGAUUCUUGAGGAGAUGGAAAAUAACGGUUUGAAGCCUAAUGUAAUUACCUAUGGUUCUCUGAUCAAUUCGUUGUGCAAGGAUGGUAGGCUUCUUGAAGCUGAUGUAGUCCUAAGUGAUAUGAUCAGUAGAGGAGUUAAGCCAAAUGUGCAGGUCUAUAAUAUGCUUAUAGAUGGACAUUGUAUGAGAGGAAAUAUGACUGAUGCUUUUGGAUGUUUGGAGAUGCUAGAAAGUGAUGCGGAAACAACACUCGUUACAUACAAUACUCUAUUAAAUGGGCUUUGCAAGAAGGGUAAGAUCAAAGAAGCUGAGGAGUUGGUUGUGCAUAUUCAACUCAAAGGUUUCAUUCCAGAUGUUAUCACAUACAAUUCUUUAAUCUCUGGGUAUUCAGAUGCAGGGGACACCGAAAAGUGUUUUGAAAUGUAUGAGAAGAUGAAAGCCUCUGGCAUAAAACCUACAAUCAACACAAUUCAUCCUCUAAUUAGAGUGUGCAAAAAGGGAAAUAAUGGACUGGUGUUAAUCGACAAAAUUGUUGAAGAAAUGUCCCACGUGGAUCUUUCUCCUGACCGAGUUGUAUAUAACGAGCUCAUCCAUUGCUAUGCUCUGCAUGGAGAGGUUCAAAAGUCACUUGCUAUGCACAUAGAGAUGGUGGAACGGGGAAUUCCUUCUGACAGAAGGACGUACAAUUACUUGGUUAUGGUGCAUUUGAAAGAGGGAAAAGGUCAAGAAGCCAAGAAUCUUGUUGAUCAGAUGAAGGCUAACAAUAUUGUUCCGAAUGAUGAAACUUAUAAUAUUUUGGUUGAAUGGCAUUGCAAACUUAAAGAUUUUUCUGGUGCAUAUAUUUGGUACAGAGAGAUGGUUGACAACGGUCUUCUCCCAGUAGCCAAUAUUUGUAACGAGUUAUCAUCUGGCCUUCGAGAGGAAGGAAAAUUGCAAGAAGCACAGAUUAUAAGUUCAGAAAUGAGUUCUAAAGGAAUUGAAGAGUGUAACAUAAAUGAGGAUCUUUCUGCUGUUGCAAAAGCGUAGGACAGAGAAGGCAUUGCACUCCAGCUCUUAAGUUAAAAACUUUGGCAGCAAAUGAAAAGCUUGUAAUAUAUUCAAGAAUCAGUAUUAUUCUUGUUAAUUUAUUUCCAUCAUUAACAUACCUAUUCUCUUAUACAGGAUGAGAUGAAUUUCAUAGUU